CAGCCAGUUGCAGGCAUGGGGCUAGGGAGACUGGCAGGCAGGUACAGCUAUGUUCACAACUGGGGGAGAGUCUCCGUCACCGGGACCUCCGCCUCCUCUCCAACACACGGAGAGAGCCGGCUGGAAAGUCUUGAGCAGGGACCAAUUGUGCCACGAAGUCAGUGCUUACACAUCAAAUCAUCUGAAGAGGGAGGACGCUUUGCAUGUAAAAGUUUGCCCGUUCACUCUCCAGAGUUUCUGCUGGUCCUCCCUAGCCUGACUGGACUCCGGUAUAAUAUCAGCGAAGGCAGCUGCCACAUGAACGCCUGGUGGGAUCCUUUACCGCCCGUCAAUGGCUCCUGCAGACUAAAUUAUCAGUCGGAGCUGAAGCCGAUGGAUGGCGAAGACUCAGACACUAAAUACAGUCAUGAACCUUUCAAAAAACAUCUGGUGCUCCUAAAUCGAACGGCUGUUUUCCGUGUGAGACCUAAAUGUGGAAACAUGGUUGGAGAGUGGGUUAAUAUCACACUUCCACCAAAGGGUAUUGCAAGGACCGAAGCUGCUAACGUCAAGUGUAUCUGGCAUAAUCGGAAGCGCAUUGCGUGUUCAUGGCAGCGUGGAGAGAAUGCAGAUCGAGACACAUCCUACAGCAUGUCUUUCUGGCACAGCGGCAUGGACAAAGAAAGGCUAUGCAUAGAUUACAGUCAAGAAGGUGACGUCUUCCAGUGCUCUUUCCAUCAAGAUACAGUACAAGAUGAUAUUGCUGUUUCCAUCCGAGGCAAUUCCAGAGACAUUCGGCCAGUGUGCGUGUUGGCAAGAAGCGGCAGAAGAGAUAAGUUUCCAAUAAAAUAUGAUCCUCCAUCCAUUGUAAACAUCAGCAAGAGCGGUCCUGGAGUACGUCUGAUCUGGACCCGUCCUACCUCAAGCAGUGGUAUAUGCUACGAAAUAGAAAGCAAUAAUACCGCAACAAAGAACUCCACUUUCUUGGAUGAUUUUAAUGUGACAAUCCCCAUCAAAUCUGGCGAGCGCUACACGUUCCGGGUGAGAGCCGUCCGAGGUGUAAUCGCCACGCGGUGUCAGCAGAAAGAUGGUUACUGGAGUGAUUGGAGCGACCCUGUCGUUUGGGAUGAUAGUGGCAGCCCGUUCAACAUUCUUCUGCUAAUUCUGAUCCUGUUCUGUGUGGUCACUCUGACUGUCAUUUUGCUCGCUUACCAGAAGAGAAUUAAAGGGCUCAUAUAUCCCAAAAUUCCUGACUUUGAGAAGGUGAAAGUAUUCCUUGAAGAGCAAAGUAAGGAGUUUGAGAAACAUCCCACAGAAAAGCCAAGCACAGAGGAUCCCACCGAUUUGUUGCCCAUUCUGGAAAUCAGCAUGGAGGAGGCCAAGACGUCUGAGGGCAAGCCAAAGACUUGGGGGUCAAGGGAUUGACACGCCCAGUGGCCAGACCCUUGGAGACAACCACUUGUACAUAACUCGUCCUUCCCAACAUCUCUUUGCCAAGACAUUUCGUGGGACCAAGCAGGCCACAGAGUUCAAUCAUUUCAAUGCCCCUUCUCCAGUUCUCACCCCAUCAAAAAUGUGGAUGAGUAUCAGGUCUUGGUUUAGCUUCUCGGAAACAGCACUUGCUCCAGAAGGACAACCAGUUUCUGUCAGAAGCAGCGAAAAGUUCUUUUUCCUCCCAUGUUUUAUUUGGCAUAAUCUUUUGUGGAUGGCAGCUCACUUCAUCAGAUUAUUGUUGUUGCUUCGAGUUACACGGCGCCCCAUAGUGCUAGAGAGGACUCUCUGGGCAGUUCACAACAUAAUAAUGCAAGGAGCAUUUUGCCCUCCACCCCCAGCAAGCUGGGUACUCUUCUUGCCAGCCAUGGAAGGAUGGAAGGCUGAGUCAACCUUGAGCCAGCUCAUUGUGCCCGUCAGAAUUGUAUUCAAAGGAGAGUCUUGACUGCAGGACCACUGCGCUAUAAGGUGCUUGCCAUUUUUCGGAAGAGUGGGAAUGUUCACCCUGGAUCAGGCAAUCUCAGGUCAUCUUCUGCUAAGCCCAGAAGCUUCUUGGGUCUUAUAACGAAGCUGAGUGAGUUGGAUUGCCAGACAGACGAGGCUUAGCUCCUCCUUCCCAGCGUAAUUGCUCCUGUGAAUUCCUAGGAUAUUUCUCUUGUUCAUCCCAAGUGCACAAAUGAUGAAACUCUGGGAAGAAUUUGUGCAUGCUUUCAUCCAGCUUUCCCCCAAAUGGUGCCCUGCAAAUACUUCGCAUUUGGACGCCCCACCCAACAUGGCCACAGUACCUUGGCAAGCUGGGAGUUGCAGUCCUAACAUCAGGAGGCUGCUCGGUUGGGCAAGGUAGCACUCAUCUCAUAUCCUGUGUUAUUUUUGAUAGCACUCACAGGAUGUGAAAGCAUGGCAUCAGAAGAGGCCCCAAAGGUGCAGCCUAGCAGGAUCAACCUCUUUUGGUUCCAGUCAACUUCUGCACCACCCUUGUUAAGUGACAUCUGUGUAGCCAAGGGUUUGAGUACAUGCCUGAACCCUACUCCAGGAUACCUUGCAGUGACCUCUAAUUGGUGCUAAGUUUGUCCUCCUCUCCCUCUCUCUCUCUCUCUCCCUCCCCCAACAGGCUAUUGCAUCAAUUUGAGUUUUUUUCCAUGGCCUUUUCCUGUUGCUGCUGAGAUUUUUGUUUACUUCCAGACCCUUUUUUUAAAAAACAGUUGGGAUCUGUGACAUUGUAUAAAGACUGAAUAAAUUGAGUGUUGUUGUUUUUUUU
This is a messenger RNA of Pogona vitticeps (central bearded dragon), 2728 nucleotides long. The record is from RefSeq and is a predicted model, not a curated record. Lineage: Eukaryota; Metazoa; Chordata; Lepidosauria; Squamata; Agamidae.